Messenger RNA from Colletotrichum truncatum, 1701 nucleotides. Its product is annotated as serine threonine-protein phosphatase 2b catalytic subunit. Gene Ontology annotation, biological process: calcineurin-mediated signaling; fungal-type cell wall organization. Gene Ontology annotation, molecular function: calmodulin-dependent protein phosphatase activity; calmodulin binding. NCBI's taxonomy places the organism in Eukaryota, Fungi, Ascomycota, Sordariomycetes, Glomerellales, Glomerellaceae. Gene Ontology annotation, cellular component: calcineurin complex; cytoplasm. The record is from RefSeq and is a predicted model, not a curated record.
AUGGAUACUGAAGGUGGCAGCCCGCCUAGCGGUGACGACCGUCGUACCCAGCAAGUCGAUAAUGCCAUUCGCGCUAUUCGCGAGAAGAAGCCCUUGCCCGAGGUCGACUUCACCAUCCAUACCAUGGAAGACGGCACCCAAGUCAGCACUCUCGAGCGAGUCUGCAAAGAUGUUCAAGCUCCUGCCAUGUUCACGCCAUCCGACGAGCAGUUCUUUGACGACGAAACCCACACGAAGCCCAACAUCAACUUCCUCAAGCAACACUUCUAUCGCGAGGGACGUUUGACCGAGGAGCAAGCCCUAUGGAUCCUGAAGACCGGUACCGAGAUCCUUCGCGCCGAGCCCAAUCUUCUCGAGAUGGAUGCGCCCAUCACUGUCUGCGGUGACGUCCACGGCCAGUACUACGAUCUCAUGAAGCUGUUCGAAGUUGGCGGCGAUCCUGCUGAUACCAGAUACCUUUUCCUCGGUGAUUACGUCGACAGAGGCUACUUCAGUAUCGAGUGUGUCCUGUACCUCUGGUCCUUGAAGAUUCACUACCCCAAGACCCUGUGGCUGCUUCGCGGCAACCACGAGUGUCGCCACUUGACCGAUUACUUCACCUUCAAGCUCGAGUGCAAGCACAAGUACUCUGAGGCCAUCUACGAAGCCUGCUUGGAGUCUUUCUGCUGCCUGCCCCUGGCCGCUGUCAUGAACAAGCAGUUCUUGUGCGUUCACGGUGGCUUGAGUCCCGAACUUCACACCCUUGACGACUUGCGAAACAUUGACCGAUUCCGUGAGCCGCCGACUCAGGGCCUCAUGUGCGACAUUCUUUGGGCCGACCCUCUCGAAGACUUUGGACAGGAAAAGACGAGCGACUACUUCCUGCACAACCAUGUCCGCGGUUGCUCUUAUUUCUACUCGUACCCGGCUGCAUGCAACUUCCUCGAGAAGAACAAUUUGCUGUCAGUCAUCCGAGCCCACGAAGCACAAGAUGCCGGCUACCGCAUGUAUCGCAAGACCCGUACCACAGGCUUCCCCAGUGUGAUGACAAUCUUCUCUGCGCCGAACUAUCUCGAUCUCUACAACAACAAGGCUGCUGUUCUGAAAUACGAGAACAACGUUAUGAACAUCCGCCAGUUUAACUGCACACCUCACCCGUACUGGCUACCAAACUUUAUGGACGUCUUCACAUGGUCGCUGCCUUUCGUUGGAGAGAAGAUCACCGACAUGCUUAUCGCCAUUCUCAGCACUUGCUCCGAGGAGGAACUUAAGGAGGACGCUACUCCCUCCUCUACGUCACCCGGACCUAUGUCGCCCCCGCUUUCCGGAGCCUCUCAGGACCCCGAAUCGAUCGAGUACAAGCGACGAGCUAUCAAGAACAAGAUCUUGGCCAUCGGUCGUCUUUCGCGUGUGUUCCAAGUGUUGCGUGAGGAGUCUGAGAGAGUCACCGAACUCAAGACUGUCUCCGGCGGCAGGUUGCCUGCUGGAACGCUUAUGCUUGGUGCUGAAGGUAUCAAGAAUGCUAUUAACACAUUCGAGGAUGCUCGCAAGGUCGAUUUGCAGAACGAGAGAUUCCCUCCCAGCCACGAGGAGGUUGUUAAGCACCAAGAGGAGGAGAGGAAGCAGGCUUUGGAGAAGGCGGCCGAGGAUGCUGCCAAUGACAAGAAGUUGCAACAAUUGUCCAGGAGACUGAGCACUGAUCGCAAGAGUCAUAAGGGAUGA